AUGCUUGUGUUAAAGUCUUCUUGUAUUGUUCCUUUGAGGAGGAACGUCACUCGCUCUGUAAUUAGUCCUAAUUUCCGACGAACACUUCAGACAGGAACUGCAGCGGAAGAAACGGAACAAUGCUUUAUAGAAGGUUUAUCAGGAGACGAUAAAGGUGUUAUUCAAAGACUUUUGCAAUUAGUAUCUGUCAUUUUGUAUAUUGGACAAAUUGAACAUUAUCAAUUGAACAGAUUUCUACGAAUAGGAAUAUCUAUACUAUGUAUCAAUCGACCGAAAGCUAAAAACGCUCUUUCGAGAAAAUUGGUUGAAAGCUUUCGUAAAGCUGUUGGGUUGUUAAAACAUGACAACGAGACUAGAGUUGUAUUGCUGAAAAGUAUGGUUCAAGGCUCUUUUUGCGCAGGAGCAGAUCUAAAGGAGCGUGCGGCAAUGUCUGCAGAUGAAGUCAAGCAAUUUCUUCACACAGUCCGGGUUUCGUUUCAUGAGCUCGAAACUCUUCCUAUUCCGACUAUUGCAUUAAUUGAUGGCGUCGCAUUGGGCGGUGGACUUGAGCUAGCAUUAUGUUGUGAUCUGAGAGUUGCAGGAGAGCAUGCGAAGGUUGGGCUACCGGAAACAAAAUUGGCCAUUAUUCCUGGGGCGGGCGGCACACAGCGACUGAGUAGAUUAAUUGGGCUUGCCAAAGCUAAGGAAUUAAUUUAUACUGGUCGAAUACUUAAUGCCCAGCAAGCAUUGAAAGAAGGCAUCGUGAAUUAUGCCGCCAAGGAAGGGUCAGGAUACCAAUUAGCUCUAAAUUUGGCAAGAGAGAUCUUGCCUAGUGGACCAGUUGCACUCCGAAUGGCAAAAGUAGCGAUCGAUCAUGGAAGCCAACUUGACUUAGAUGCGGGCUUGGAUUUGGAGCAGUCGUGCUAUGCUCAGGUCAUUCCGACAGAAGAUCGCAUUGAAGGCAUUCGCGGAAAAACGACGCCCUGUAUUCAAGGGUCGCUAAAUCCAACGUCUUUGUAUGCAAAUCAAUUUGGUAAUAGAAG
This is a messenger RNA of Paraglomus occultum, 1022 nucleotides long. The record is from the annotation of a GenBank genome assembly. Lineage: Eukaryota; Fungi; Glomeromycota; Glomeromycetes; Paraglomerales; Paraglomeraceae.